Messenger RNA from Coprinopsis cinerea okayama7#130, 903 nucleotides. RefSeq lists its product as hypothetical. The record is from RefSeq and is a predicted model, not a curated record. NCBI's taxonomy places the organism in Eukaryota, Fungi, Basidiomycota, Agaricomycetes, Agaricales, Psathyrellaceae. Bases 1 to 903 code for a protein of 300 amino acids. The transcript has 6 exons.
AUGGCUGCCGGCCUGUUGUCCCAAGGACCUCAAAUACCCUCGCUUCCGCCCAAUAAGACUGUCGUCCAAAUUUUUGCCGACUUCCUUGUUUACCUCUUCAGGUGCACAAAGCGGUAUAUCCAGGAGACCGAAGCGAACGGCCAGACGCUCUGGGACUCUCUCAAGAACAGCAUCCAAUUCGUCAUCACCCACCCCAAUGGAUGGGAGGGCUACCAACAACAUCAACUCCGCAAGUCUGCCGUACUUGCAAACCUCAUUCCCGACACGCCAGAAGGCUGGGGACGCGUCACCUUUGUAACGGAAGGCGAAGCGAGUCUCCACUUCUGUGUGCAGAACGGUUUGACGGACCUUGUCAAGGAGAAAAACCAAGGCGUGUUGAUUGUGGGUGGUGGAGGAGGCACUGUUGACCUCAGUUCCUACCGAUACAACACCGAGGUGAAAUCCUUCGAGGAAACUGCCGUCCCCGAAUGUCACUUCCAAGGAUCCGUAUUCGUCACCAAUCGCGCCAAAGAGCACCUUGACAGCGAGUAUUUGCUGAGAGGAUCCCGAUUUGAAGACGACGUAGACUUCAUCGUCGAACGCUUCGACAAGCGUACGAAACUAGCUUUCAGGGACGACAAUCAAAUGAAGUUCAUCCAAUUUGGCUCGGUCAGGCAGAACGAACCGAGCUUGGGUAUUCGCACAGGGCAGCUGAAACUUCAAGGGUCCGUCGUCGCCGGGUUCUUUGAGCCCUCUGUUCAGACCAUCAUCGGUGCGAUUGAGAAACAAUGUACCGAGUCCGAACACCCUAUUUCCACUGUCAUCCUCGUCGGUGGCUUUGCCUCUAGUGAUUGGUUGCACUCGAAGAUUGAAGAAGGUCUCAAAGGAAAGAUAUCGAGGAGGUGUCAUGUUCUAUAUCGAUAA